Messenger RNA from Stomoxys calcitrans (stable fly), 549 nucleotides. Its product is annotated as UPF0235 protein C15orf40 homolog. The transcript is spliced from 2 exons. Lineage: Eukaryota; Metazoa; Arthropoda; Insecta; Diptera; Muscidae. The coding region runs from base 295 to 522 and encodes 75 amino acids. The record is from RefSeq and is a predicted model, not a curated record. Gene Ontology annotation, cellular component: cytoplasm.
UAUAAAUUUACAAGUUUGUUUCUGUUAGUACCAGUGUCAGUAUCAAUUUGUCUCCAAAUAGCUGGGUUCUGUGCACAACAAAAAUUUCGCUUAUGUUCGUUGACUACUCUGUUAAGUUUCAGAUUCAACUCGCUCAGAUUCAACACGAAUCCCAUCACGGUCAUCCAUAAGUACCACUGCCCACGACAAAAAAUUGGGCCGCACUUGGGGUAUUCGACCGGUUGGUAUAAAGCGAACGGCUGCUGCGUGUCAGUUCACUGAAGCGGCGAUAAUGUACUUUCUGAAGCCAGCUCAAUGGGUCCUUUGUUGUUUGAUAAACGUUCAGCGCUCAGGGCACCACCGAGUGAAGGAGAGGCAAAUGCAGAAUUGGUAAAGUAUCUGUCAAAAGUUCUUAAUUUAAGAAAAAGCGAUGUGUCACUGGAUAAAGGAUCUCGUUCCCGCAACAAAGUAAUAAUGAUCACCAAAGAUGCAACAACACCCGAAUCCAUUAAACAACUUUUGCUCGGAGAAAUUGGAUCAUAAAAUAAAUCAAAUCAUACAAAAUUAGAA